AUGCAUUCUACUCCAUGUGAUUCAGCAAUACGUAUAAUGGGUGCUGAGUACAUAAUAAAGAGUAGUGGCCCCAGUACAGACCCUUGGGUUUGGAGUUGGAUACUUACAAGACGUUCUAAUGUCUUAGAAAGGCUUGUUGAUGUGAAACACAUGGCUGACCGUAUCAUCAAUAUGCGUGAAAUGCUGGUUGCUAACCUAAAGAAGGAAGGCUCCACGCUUGAUUGGUCACACUUUACCGAUCAGAUCGGAAUGUUCUGCUUCACAGGCCUCAAACCUGAACAGGUGGAACGUAUUACCAAGGAAUUUUCUGUUUAUUUAACUAAAGAUGGACGUAUAUCUGUCGCUGGAAUUUCAUCGUCAAACAACGCCUACUUAGCACACGCCCUGUCUCAAACAACGCCUACUUAG
Molecule: messenger RNA, 408 nt
Organism: Anneissia japonica
Lineage: Eukaryota; Metazoa; Echinodermata; Crinoidea; Comatulida; Comatulidae
Product: aspartate aminotransferase, mitochondrial-like
Exons: 4
Coding region: 1-408 (135 amino acids)
Biological process (GO): L-aspartate catabolic process; biosynthetic process
Cellular component (GO): mitochondrion
Molecular function (GO): L-aspartate:2-oxoglutarate transaminase activity; pyridoxal phosphate binding
Source: RefSeq, a predicted model, not a curated record